AUUAUUAUUAAUUUCCAUAUAUAUGUUAAUCAUAUUAGGUAAUUUCGUAGUUAUUUUGUACAUUCCUAAUCAAUUUGGUAGUUAGUUUAAUACAAAGUAUAAUGCUCCUAGUGAUGACAACUUAUUUUUCUAAGGAUUUUAAGAAUCAUCAUAGUGUUGACACGUGACUACGAAAACAUGUUGUAAUGCUUCAGGAUUAAUAUAUAUGAGACUAGUCAAACCACUAAGAGGAUUUCCACGAUAUCCUGCUAUAUAUUAAUUGAGAAUUUUCUUAAAUGAUUUUUGAUUGUGUCACUCAUAGGUGAAGUUUCAAAAUAUUGUUAUAAUUUGAUUGGUUGUCGACUUUUAUUGACAAUUUAUUUUUAUCAGAUUUAAAAAGAAAUGGUAACUUUAGAAAACUAGAACCAAUUACUACAAGUUACCAAACAACACUAGUAAUAUUACAAUUUAUGGUAACUAAUGGCAGAAUUAUAGAAAUAAUAUACAAUGUUUCAUCAAUUUUUUUUUAUUUUUAUUAAUAAUUUAUCUACUACUAUAUAAAAGACUUUAAUAUAUUUUUAUAGAAAUAAAUAUAAUGGUUGUAAAUUCUUAUAUAAGGAAUUAGAUUUGUAUGUAAGGAAUUAUUUGAUAUUUUAUGUUUUUAAAAGCCCACACAUGAUUUUAAAUCAAUUAUAAAGAUUUUGAAAUUACUUAUAUACAUUUAAUUUUUUUUAUUACGGCUUACAAAUCAUUUUAUUAGAGUUUCUAAAUCAAUUAUAAGACUUUUAUUAAAUCUUUUAUAAAGGUUUAUAAAUUCAUUUAUAAGGCCUAUAUUUUUUUAUAAAAAAUUGUGUGUAAAUGCUUCUAAAUGAAUUUAUAACUGUAUAAAUGUAUAUUUAUAAUAAUUUAUAAAUCAUAUUGAAAUAUUCUUCACUUUUUAUUAUAUAUUAAAAAGUCAUUUAAGUGAGUUUUGGUUACUAUGUUUAUAGGUGAAAUUUUAAAUAUUAUUAUAGUGUUGUUGGGAUUUUAAUUUUGUUUAUAUUUAUCAAUUCUAAAAUAAAAAGUAAUUCUAAAAUCAACUAGCUUAAAAUUUUAUAUUGGAUUACCUUAAUAAGAUAUAAAAAAUUAUCUUUUAGUUGUAGAUUGUAUUAUAAGUCAUGUAAUCAAAGAUUUGUAUAUAAGGUGAACCACAAAAACUUAUAAAAUUAUAAAUAAUUGUUUUUAAAUGAUUAUAAAUACAUUUAUAACUCUAUAAAUGUAUAUUUAUAAGGAUUUAUAAAUCAUAUAAAAUUAUAUCACACUUUUUAUUAUCUAUUAAAAGAGAAUUUAUUUAAGUGAUUUUUUGGCUACACGUACUUUCAUAGGUAAAAACUUAAGAGAUUGUAAAAUUUUAGUAGUUGGUAAUUAUAAAAUUUAUUUUUUCCAGUGCUAAAAUAAAAACAUAAUGUUACAAUUAAUUAUCUGCAAUUUAUAGAUUUGAACACUUUUAUACCUUAUUCAUAUAAAAAUAAAAUGUAAUUGUUUUUAAUCAUAUGCAAAAGUUUUAUUUUUUUCAAAUCUUUUGAAAACACACAUAAAAGAAGAAUUAAAAAAAAACUAAAUUGAAAAUAAAUUGAAAAAAAUAAAACAAGUCAAAGAAACAUAGGCAAAAAAAAUCAGCAAAGUAUUCAUUUUUCACUUGUUAUAAAAGUCUCCAACUUUUUUCUUGGAACUACACGAAAAUACUUUUUCUAAGGCGGGGAUUUUUUUCAUUUUUCACGUGUUAAAACAAAAUAAAAAUAAUUCUACAACUAAUUAGCUGAACUAAUUUUAUUAUUACUUCUAUUUAAGAGAAAUAUUCUUAUUGACUUAGAUUAUAUUGUUGAACUAUCUUAAACUCACGGUUGUUCUGAAAAAUAUAUACUGCAAUUUUUUAUUAUCAAAAUAUUAAAAUUUAACUUUUAAAUUUCAAUAUUUUGUAAUUAUUAUUCAAAAAUGAUAAAAUUAGUAACAUAACAUAUAUUUUUCUAUAAUAUUACUAUUCACGAAAUUGCAGCAAACACCUGGUUAACAUUAUUUAGAUAUGUGGUUUUGUGAUAGUUUAUAAUAGGUGUAAUCGAUAUUAUUAUUAUUUUUAGUUUUGGUAAAGCAAAGUAUAAUUCCAUGAAUAUGUAUCCUAAAUCGUUGACAAAGGAUACGUUCAUCUUUAUUCAACGCCAUCCAAAGUCAUUAGUCAAUGUCACUGCUGAGAGACAGAGGCAGCCCAAACUCAAAGAUAAAGUUGUGGAUGCGUCAAUCUCCUCACCAUAGUCAUGUGUCAUGACUCAUGAUCUUAAUAGCUUAAACAUUGCCACAUCAGCAAUUCCCAAUCUCAAUUUCUAAUUGUGGUCAACUUCGAUCAGAAGCCGAGCCCGAAAUAAACCAUUAAGAAAAAAGCAGAAAAAAAACAAAAAAAAAAAGAAAAAAAUUAACAAAAGAGAUAUCAAUGGAGUCUCGGUUCGGUCUUGUAGAGUACUUGUACUCCCUCUUCCUUUAGUUCUUCGAUACGUUAUCGUUCCGUGAAGAAGGAGUCGGAUUUGGUGGUAAGAAGAUGUGGAGCGGUGGGGAGAAGAAAGGUUUCUCUGUGAACCCUAAAGACUAUAAGCUAAUGGAAGAAGUUGGGUAUGGUGCUAGUGCUGUUGUCCAUCGAGCAAUUUAUCUUCCUACCAAACAAGUCGUCGCUAUCAAGUGUUUGGAUCUCGAUCGCUGCAACUCCAAUCUGGAUGAUAUAAGGAGGGAAGCGCAGACCAUGAGUUUGAUAGAUCACCCCAACGUUAUAAAGUCGUUUUGUUCGUUUGCUGUUGACCAUCACCUCUGGGUCGUCAUGCCGUUCAUGGCCCAGGGCUCUUGCUUGCACCUCAUGAAGGCAGCAUAUCCAGAUGGGUUUGAAGAGUCUGCUAUAUGUUCUAUGUUGAAAGAAACACUUAAAGCUCUUGAUUAUCUUCAUAGACAAGGGCAUAUUCACCGGGAUGUUAAGGCUGGAAACAUACUUCUUGACAACACUGGGGAGGUUAAGCUAGGUGAUUUUGGUGUCUCUGCGUGCUUGUUUGACAGUGGAGAUAGGCAACGUGCAAGAAACACAUUUGUUGGUACCCCAUGCUGGAUGGCUCCCGAAGUCUUGCAGCCAGGAAGUGGAUACAAUUCCAAGGCUGAUAUCUGGUCUUUUGGAAUAACUGCUCUGGAGUUGGCUCAUGGUCAUGCACCUUUCUCCAAAUAUCCCCCCAUGAAGGUACUAUUAAUGACUAUUCAAAAUGCGCCGCCUGGCCUUGAUUAUGACCGUGACAAAAAGUUCUCAAAGUCCUUUAAAGAGAUGGUAGCAUUGUGUCUGGUGAAAGAUCAAACAAAAAGGCCAACCGCUGAAAAGUUGUUGAAACACUCAUUUUUCAAGAACGCAAAGCCUCCAGAGAUUUGUGUCAAAAAGUUGUUUGCUGAUUUGCCACCUCUCUGGACACGAGUAAAAACUCUUGAGGCCAAGGACGCUGCACAGCUUGCUUUGAAAGGAAUUGCCUCUGCUGACCAGGAAGCUAUAUCACAGAGUGAAUACCAAAGAGGAGUAAGUGCGUGGAAUUUCAAUGUUGAAGAUUUGAAAGAACAAGCAUCUUUGCUAGAUGAUGAUGACAGUCUAGCAGAGAGUAGGGAAGAAGAUGAACUUUGUGGCGAACAGUUGCAUAAUAAUAACAUUAAAGCAAAGGAAAAAAAAUUGAAUCCUGAGGUGGAAGAAAAAACUGCUUCUUCUGCUGAACAAACAACACCUAGUCCCAAGUGUAACGUUCCACAGGGAAAGGCUGAGCCAGUGAGACGCCAGACUCAAAGUGGACCACUUUCACCCGGUACUUUGUUAACUAAUUCGGAUUCAGACAAGGGCCAUGGUUACUAUUUAAGGCCUGAGAGUGAACGCCAGCCAGCACCAUCAGCCCAGAGGGCACCCAGCUUUAGUGGUCCACUGAAUCUUCCAAACCGUGCUUCAGCAAACAGUUUUUCAGCUCCUAUCAAAUCUUCUGGAGGCUUCCGUGAUUCUAUGGAUGACAAGUCGAAGCCUAAUGUGGUUCAAAUCAAAGGAAGAUUUCAAGUAACAUCAGAAAACUUAGAUCUUGCAAGGGCAUCCCCUCUCAGAAAAUCUGCCAGUGUUGGGAACUGGAUACUCGAAUCUAAAAUGCCAACGGGUCAGCCCAUCAAGGAGUUAAGUAAUCCUGUGUCUCCCUCAUUCAUCAUGCCUCAACUUCAAAAUCUGCUUCAGCAGAAUUUAAUACAACAGGAUCUUAUUAUUAAGCUACUGAAUAGCUUACAAGCUAGUGAAGCAACAGAUGCUUCGCAAAAUGAAAAGUUGCCACCUUUGCCUCGAGGAUCUGACAGCAAUGCCGUUAUUGAGCUAACGUCUUCCGAGAGGGAAAGGCUACUACUUAACAAGAUGUCUGAAAUUCGGGCUAGGAUGAAAGAGUUGACAGAAGAACUUGAAGAAGAGAAAUCAAAAGACACCCGACUGCAGCAGAAAUUGAAAUCAGUUACUUGUCAAUUGUAGCCUGGGGCCAGAACACUGAGCUACUCAGAAGUGAAGUAUAUUUUGUAUACUAGAGAAGUAGCAGAGGAGGACAUAUUUGGUUCUGUUUUGUGUGAAGAAGCAGACAUCAUCGGCCAUAUAGAGAAUAAAUGGAGAAGAAAGCUCCUUGUCAUACUGUAUUUGGGUAAAACUUAUAUUAAUUAUAUUAGUAACUAAUAUAAUAGGCUCUUUGUUUUCGUGGAUUGUAAAUGAAACUUAGUUGAGUUUUCAACUUAGUUACAUGUACUUGUAUUGUAUCCACCAGAUUCAUUUAGUAAUAAUCUCAUCUAGUGAUAUAUAAACAUAUUUGUUCAAAAA
Brassica napus (rape) is the source of this 4852-nucleotide messenger RNA. Its product is annotated as serine/threonine-protein kinase BLUS1-like. The transcript has 19 exons. Gene Ontology annotation, biological process: protein phosphorylation. The record is from RefSeq and is a predicted model, not a curated record. NCBI's taxonomy places the organism in Eukaryota, Viridiplantae, Streptophyta, Magnoliopsida, Brassicales, Brassicaceae. Bases 2549 to 4516 code for a protein of 655 amino acids. Gene Ontology annotation, molecular function: ATP binding; protein kinase activity; protein serine/threonine kinase activator activity.